Pisolithus orientalis is the source of this 897-nucleotide messenger RNA. RefSeq lists its product as uncharacterized. The record is from RefSeq and is a predicted model, not a curated record. Bases 1 to 897 code for a protein of 298 amino acids. NCBI's taxonomy places the organism in Eukaryota, Fungi, Basidiomycota, Agaricomycetes, Boletales, Pisolithaceae. The transcript is spliced from 6 exons.
AUGUCUUUCAAUUUUUCUAAUAUUGGGAACUCUCCAUCUACUCAGUCUAGUAGUCAUUCAUUUGCUACUCCAUCCACCACCCCACACUUCCCCCCUGCUCAAAACAAUCCCAAUAUUGAUCCCACCCUUCUGGAUGAAGAUGUCAUCCCAGCUCACUUUAUUGAUGCCCUCACCAAUCAGUUUAGUUUUGGUGAUUCCAAGCAGGACCUACAGUGUAACCUCCAUGGCUUUGCAAAGGCAGCCAUUUUCAGCUUAAUCAAGGAAAACUGGGCAAUGACCAACAUGCACCACAAUACACAACAGCUUCUCACAGACCUGCAAAUUCAACUUGAAAACACAUUUACACUAUCACACAAACAGAAGGCUAAUGUCUGUAUUGUUGCUGGAGACAUAAUUUUUGAGGCUAGCCAGAUCACAUUUAUGACAAUCCACUUUGACAUUGAGAGUGUGCAGUGGUACAAAAUUAGUGGCCCCACUUUGGGCCUCACACCAGCAUGCACUGCUCAACUUGCUAUACUUCUCCUUGACCAUGAGGAAGAUGUUGAGGAUGAUUCACCACCAACAGAAGAUGACUCAGGCUCAUGGCACCACUCUGCCCAAGAGCCUCAAAGGAAAAAGCAAAAGUGUGGUGGCCAUGUCCCCAGGGGAGAGGAUUUCUGGUCACAAGUGGAAAAAUGGUUUGAUGCACACAGAAAGCAAUGGGGUGAUUCAUGGACCACACCCAACUGGAACAGCUACAUCUCAGAAACAAUUGCCAAGGAUGAAGAUCACUACAAGGUCCAUGUCAUUCACAACCCAUUCAUGGAAGAUGUGCACACAGAUGACAGGUUUUUCACUGGGCCCAUCACUUCAGCUGGUCUUGGGGCUGCUGAGGAUCUCCUUCAAGAAAUGGUUUGA